AUGAAGUCGCCCCCUGACACAAGAGAUAGGAGCAAGUAUUGUGAAUUUCACCGAGAUCAUGGACAUUCCAUGGAGGAUUGUCAAGCCUUGCAGCGGAAAAUUGAAUCUCUCAUUAAAAGAGGACUCUUAAGGAAUUACAUUGGUCAUGAUAAACGCUCGAGGAAUGAUCGUGACAAUCGAAAAGAGCCUGGAGUCGGAAGCAGUGCUCAACCCACUGUCGGGACCAUUAAUAUUAUCAUUGGAGGCAUAGCAUCUGGAGGAGAUACAAAUAAUGGACGAAAGCAAUAUGCCCACCAACACACUCAUACCUCAAAGGAAUCCUGUGAUAAACUCGAAGACAUUACCUUUGGAGGAAGAGAUUUGGAAAGAGUAUCAUAUCCUCAUGACGAUGCCUUAGUCGUCUCUGCAAUUAUGGUUAACUUUGAAGUAAAGAGGAUUCUGAUUGAUAAUGGAAGUGAAGCAAACAUACUAUCACAUGAGGCUUUCAAUAAAAUAGGGCUCUCUCCUAAACAGCUCAAAGCAGUAAAAACUCCUCUACAGGGAUUUGGUGGUGGAGUCAUUAUCCCUGAGGACAUCGUCGAGCUUCCGCUUACAUUAGGUUUUGGUAAUACACAAGUGAUGGAGAUCACACCAUUCCAAGUGGUUAAUACCCCAAUGACCUACAACAUCAUUCUCGAAAGGCCCUUGCUGAACAAGAUCCAAGCCUUUGUAUCAACUUUCUACCUGGCCAUGAAGUUCCCAACAGGUCAUGGCAUCGGAGUAGUUCGAGGAGACCAAACAGCUGCUAGACAGUGCUAUAUUACUAGCAUUCGAGGAAUGAGUGCAGACGUCAUGCAACUUUCAAACCUUGAGCUCGAGCUCGAGCUCGAGCCAAGGGAUAGACUUGCUACGGUUGAGGAAUUGGAAGUGGUCGAGCUUGAGCUCGAGCACAGAAAAAACGGUCACUAUUGGUCGGGAUCUCAAGCCCAGCCUCUGGGAGGAGAUCAUCAAUUGUCUGUCCCGCAAUAUCGAUGUUUUUGA
Messenger RNA from Olea europaea var. sylvestris, 1020 nucleotides. RefSeq lists its product as uncharacterized. Lineage: Eukaryota; Viridiplantae; Streptophyta; Magnoliopsida; Lamiales; Oleaceae. The transcript has a single exon. The record is from RefSeq and is a predicted model, not a curated record. The coding region runs from base 1 to 1020 and encodes 339 amino acids.